GCAUGAAUACCAACAGUGAUCAACCCCUGAAUUGCCUCGAUAUCGCCCACCUGUGCAAACACCGCACCCCCCUGGAGACCUUCAGAAGGGUGGGUGUCCCCAUCAUCAUAGCAGUGCUGAUCCUGGCCACCAUCGUCGUCGUGGCUGUCCUCAUCACGGUGGUCCUGAACCAAUACUACUUCGUCUGCGGGCAGCCCCUCCACUUCAUCCCCAGGGCGCAGCUGUGUGACGGCCAGCAGGACUGCGCCUCGGGGGAGGACGAGCAGCACUGCGUCAAGAGCUUCCCCCAUGGGCCCCCGGUGGGAGUCCGCCUCUCCAAGGACCGAUCCACCCUGCAGGUGCUGGACCCGGCUACGGGGGCUUGGGCCUCCGCCUGUUUCGACAACUUCACGGAAGCUCUGGCCAAGACAGCCUGUGGGCAGAUGGGCUAUGACAGCGUGAGCAGCAAACCCACCUUCAGAGCCGUGGAGAUUGGCCCAGGCCAGGAGCUGGAGGUCGUUGAAAUCACAGAACACGGCCAGGAGCUUCGGGUGCAGAACUCAAGUGGGCGCUGUCUCUCUGGCUCCCUGGUUUCCCUGCACUGCCUUGCCUGUGGAGAGAGCCUGAAGGCCCCUCGGGUGGUGGGCGGGGAGAAGGCCUCUGUGGAAUCUUGGCCUUGGCAAGUCAGUGUCCAGUACAGCGGACAACACAUCUGUGGAGGGAGCAUUCUGGACCCCCACUGGAUCCUCACAGCUGCCCACUGCUUCAGGAAGCAUCUCGAUGUGCCCAACUGGAAGGUGAGGGCUGGUGCAGACAAAUUGGGCAACUCCCCAUCCCUGCCUGUGGCCAAGAUCUUCAUCAUUGGGCUCAACACCACGUACCCCAAAGAGGAAGACACUGCCCUCGUGAAGCUUCAGUUCCCACUCACAUUCUCAGGCACAAUCAGACCUAUCUGCCUUCCCUUCUCUGAUGAGGAGCUCAUUCCAGCUACCCCAGUCUGGAUCAUUGGAUGGGGCUUUACAGAGCAGGAUGGAGGAAAGAUAUCCGAUGUGCUGCUGCAGGCGUCAGUCCAGAUCAUUGAUAGCACACGGUGCAACGCAGAAGAUGCAUAUGGGGGAGAAGUUACCGAAAAGAUGCUGUGUGCAGGCAGCCUGGAGGGCGGUGUGGACACCUGCCAGGGUGACAGCGGCGGGCCCCUGAUGUACCACUCUGACCAGUGGCAGGUGGUGGGCAUCGUGAGCUGGGGCCAAGGCUGUGGGGACCCGCAUACCCCAGGGGUGUACACCAAAGUCACAGCCUAUCUCAACUGGAUCUACAGCGUCCGGAAGUCUGAGCUAUAAUGCUUCCUCCCUGUCCUGCCCACCUGGGGAUCCUCCAGAAAUCAGACAAAAAGCAUCAGCUCCCCGGGACACACCCUCUCUGCCCACAGCCUCAGCAUUUCUUGGAGCAGCAAAAGGCCUCCAAUAGCUGGAAGAGAUCCCCAGCCCACACGUGUCCAGGAGGAGGUCUGCGGUGCUAGCCCAGCAUCCCAGAGAGAGGUGCACCCACUGAAGUAUCCAUCCCCGGGGCCGUGAUCUCAGAAGGCAUUGCUAAGCUGAGAAGGAACUUGCCCACAGGACUGGAUGGAGGCAGGCUCUCCAGUGGGAGCCGAGAUCACCAGGGCUGCAGUGGGAGAAGGAGAGGGUCUGAGACAGCCUCUCCUUCUCCACCCAUCCCCCAGCCCCCUACCCCCAAGCAAGAAAUCAGUUGAAGGUGAAAUGUACUGUUCUACU
Choloepus didactylus (southern two-toed sloth) is the source of this 1751-nucleotide messenger RNA. RefSeq names its product transmembrane serine protease 4 (gene TMPRSS4). Bases 3 to 1319 code for a protein of 438 amino acids. Gene Ontology annotation, biological process: proteolysis. The transcript has 13 exons. NCBI's taxonomy places the organism in Eukaryota, Metazoa, Chordata, Mammalia, Pilosa, Megalonychidae. Gene Ontology annotation, molecular function: serine-type endopeptidase activity; protein binding. The record is from RefSeq and is a predicted model, not a curated record. Gene Ontology annotation, cellular component: membrane.